CUGUCGACAAAUCAAUCGCAUCAAGUAACUGAAAGAACAGUCAGCUCGAUUACCAAGUCUCACGAUCCCAUCGCACAUCAACACAUCCCCAAAACAAACAAAUACCAAGAAUCACAAUGACCGGCGCCACCUCGAACCCCCAGGUCUGCCCUGUCGUUGGCACCACAAACUCGACUCUCCCUCCCAGCCACCCGGACAUCGAUCUCUCCCAGCCCGGCCAAACAUGCCCGGUCGUGGGGGCCUCAACCGAUCACCACCACAACCUCCACAAGCACCCUCAAGUGUCCCAGCCCGAGGGUCUCAAGCGCUUGGACGACGCCUCGGCCUGCCCCGCCCUCAACAGCCGCAUUGUCAACGAGCCCAAGUCCAAGGAGAUGGACGAUGAGGUCUGCCCUGUGGUCGGCACAGCGACGACGGUUCUGUCCCCCGAUCAUCCCAACAUUGAGGGCGCGCCGGAGGAUGCCGAGUGCCCUGUCACCAAGGCCAAGGUCGCACAUCACAAGGGCAAGGUCCACGAACACCCGGAUUUGAAGAGCGCCAGCGAGGGCGCCGUUUGCCCGGUUGCGGGGAAGUUGUGGGUAGUGAGAGAAACAAACGGUUACACGGCGUCUAUGCUAGGGGAUCAAGUCUGAAGGAUAACAAUAUAAAUGAAUAUUGGUAUCGGAUCAAUUAGUCCGUUU
This is a messenger RNA of Neurospora tetrasperma FGSC 2508, 680 nucleotides long. RefSeq lists its product as uncharacterized. The coding region runs from base 117 to 632 and encodes 171 amino acids. The record is from RefSeq and is a predicted model, not a curated record. NCBI's taxonomy places the organism in Eukaryota, Fungi, Ascomycota, Sordariomycetes, Sordariales, Sordariaceae. The transcript has 2 exons.